UAGGUAAUCCGACCAAUGGCCAUCAGUGUUACCGACAGAUGACCGUCGACACGGAUUUCUGCUUUGACCCGGAUACGCAAAGCGAGUGUGACAGAGAGCCCAGCCCACUUUUGAAAGGUAGGACCGUAUUUUUCGCGGUGCAGCCGAAAUUUCGGAAUGUGGAUAUCCGUAUAACGGUGGAUGUUCUGGUGGGUUCCCUGGAUGUAUUUCUAUCAUCCAAGGAGGAUGCUUUUGUGGUGGACGUGAACAAGACGAACGGCAUUCAUGAGAUAUCAUUCGACAAGAAGUACGGCGUGUACCGCAGCCGAUACCUGCACCGAUCCGUCAAAGACAUGAUCCAAACGGACGACGAGUUCUUGGACGACCACGUGGACGAAAUCCUGGGCCCGGACGCGGACCGAAUCCGAACCCAUUUGCGCCAGACCUUUGCCGGCUCCAACGCGGCCAACAUAUUCCGUCGUCGAAAGAAGCAAAAGCGUCCACGCACGUUUUCCGAACGACUCCAGCCGCAUCCGGACGAGUCGCGAGGAAACGGCGCCGCUGGUGCAGGGAAUACGACUAAUCGCGUGCCGCAUCGCGUUGUGGAGCACGUGGCCGGCGGGCUGAGCACUUACAUCACCAUACGGAGUCCCUAUGACUUUUUGAUUGUCCGCGGAGUGCAGAACCGGCUGGUUAUCACACUGCCGGAAGAGGUGCAUGAUCUGCGAAGUACUCGAUUUUACAUCGUGCUGUAUUCGGUUGGAACGGAGUUCCAGCCCGUGGUCGACAAGGCCUUUGCUGGUGACAAGAACGGCUUCGAUUUCACACUUUCGGCCGUCGGUGCGAAAGAAGAUCCGGCGUUCGGGUCCGUCUUCUUUCGCCAGGAUCAGCCAAGAAUAGAUCUCUUCGUAUUCUUCUCAGUCUUCUUUUCGUCGUUUUUCUUGCUUCUGGCCGUCUGCGUCGUUGCCUGGAAGCCCUGCGAAGACAACGUGGCCGGGGUCGGCACUGUGUUGGUACAAUUGCCUGGCGGCGCCGCUGUCCCGAGUCAGCUUGGUUUGGGCAGUGCGUUAGUGUUGCUUUCGCGGGUGUACACGGCAACUGGCCGUUGUAGAGGCUCGGUGGCGCACGGAGGCACCGGAUGUGCGUUCGCAAGACGAAGUAAGCGGAACAAAAACGGAAAAUAUCAGGUUUCUCAGAAGGCGUGA
This is a messenger RNA of Notodromas monacha, 1184 nucleotides long. The record is from the annotation of a GenBank genome assembly. Lineage: Eukaryota; Metazoa; Arthropoda; Ostracoda; Podocopida; Cyprididae.